Molecule: messenger RNA, 2514 nt
Organism: Talaromyces marneffei
Lineage: Eukaryota; Fungi; Ascomycota; Eurotiomycetes; Eurotiales; Trichocomaceae
Exons: 1
Coding region: 1-2514 (837 amino acids)
Biological process (GO): tRNA splicing, via endonucleolytic cleavage and ligation
Cellular component (GO): nuclear inner membrane
Molecular function (GO): RNA ligase (ATP) activity; GTP-dependent polyribonucleotide 5'-hydroxyl-kinase activity; phosphoric diester hydrolase activity
Source: RefSeq, a predicted model, not a curated record
AUGGUGGAACAAGAUCCCCAUGAAGUGCGCCAGCUGGUGCAAAGCCUAGAGGCUGCCACCAAGAGAAGCAGAAGCGAGUCAAAGAAAACAUUUAGCUGCAAAAAGUCCACCUUUGUUGUCGCUGGGUCCCAGAAUAUCUCGGUGCACUCGUGGCGGUUCAUGGAUUGGGAUUACAAGAGAUCGGACUUGCCCACAUACGCUCGCGGUCUGUUUUCUACAAAACUCAAAGAUGGACGGGAUGAAAUAUGUAUUCGGGGCUACGACAAGUUCUUCAAUGUGGAUGAAGUGAAUGAGACGAAAUGGCGCAACGUCGAGACCAACACGCGGGGUCCUUACGAGCUCAGUGUUAAAGAAAAUGGAUGCAUCAUAUUCAUAUCAGGCUUGGAAGACGGCACGCUUCUGGUGUGUAGCAAGCAUUCAACCGGUAAACGUAGCGAUACACCACUCAGCCAUGCACAAGCCGGCGAGCAAUGGGUCGAAAGACAUCUCAGCAAAGUCGGCAAAACAGUGAAGGAGUUAGCUCUGGAGCUGCGGAGGAUGAAUGUUACUGCUGUUGGAGAGCUUUGUGAUGAUCGAUUCGAAGAACAUGUCCUUGCUUACGAGGAAGAGGUUGCGGGCAUUUAUCUUCAUGGACUCAACUACAAUCUCCCUGAAUUCACAACUUUACCUGGACCAGAGGUGCAUAGAUUUGCCGAUGAAUGGGGUUUCAGGAAAGCCGAGUUCAUUGUCAUGGAGGAUAUCAAGACCGUCAAGGAAUUUCUAGAUAAAUGCGCCGAGACAGGAUCAUGGAAUGGUCGAGAUACCGAAGGCUUUGUGAUUCGUUGUCAGUUGGGAAAUGGCAAGUCGGACAAUUACAGAGAUUGGUUCUUCAAGUACAAGUUUGAGGAGCCCUAUUUGAUGUAUCGACAGUGGCGUGAAGCGACAAAGGCUGUCAUUGCAGGAAGAGUACCUAACAUCAGGAAGCACAAGAAGAUCACCGAAGAAUAUUUGAUUUACGCUCGACAACAAUUGGCCAGGGACCCCCAACUUGCCAGACUAUACAACCAAAACCAUGGUAUCAUCGCCAUGAGGCAAGGAUUUCUGGAUGAGAGAGGGUUGAAAGGCUCGGAAAUCAUUGCAAUGGAGAAUGAAGGGGAUCUUGACUCGGAAACGCCAGCUAAAAAUUUCGUCUUUGUUCCCGUUGCGUCAAUCGGAUGCGGCAAGACAACGGUUGCUUUGGCAUUGGCCAAUCUCUUUGACUGGGGCCAUGUUCAAAACGAUAAUUUGGGUCAACAAAAGAACAAAGCCCAAAAGUUUGCUUUGAUGGUAACCAACUCACUAGCAGCCAAGACUGCUGUCAUAGCGGAUCGGAACAAUCACCAAAAGCGGGAAAGGAAACAGAUUAUUGAUGAUGUGACGAAAAUCAUUCCCGAUACCAAGUUCAUUGCAUUGCACUGGGUGCAUGAGCCGAAGGGAUUAUUGCUAGAUGAUAUCCGACAAAUCACCAGGGAACGUGUUCUCACACGAGGAGAUAACCAUCAAACCAUCCGAGCUGGAAGCAAAGACAACGCAGAAAUUAUUGGAAUAAUGGAAGGAUUCUUGCACCGAUUUGAAGCAAUCGAUGUAGAUCGAGAACCUGACAUGUACUUCGACGAAGUCAUUGAUCUAGAUGUGGGAGACUCGUCUCGUGAGAAUCUGGAAAAGAUUGUUACCAGGUUGCACAAUGUUUAUCCAAACCUUGUCAAGCGAAUCCCGGAUAGCGCCGAACUAGAUGCUGCCAUUGCAUCGGCAUUGAAUGAGUAUCGCGUUGACACAGACCUUAGCUGGGAAACCAGCAAGAAGGCAGAGAAGAAGGCAGAAAAGGUAUCCAAGAAGAAUGAGGCCACCAUCAGUGCUGCUUACAGUAAUGCCCAAGAUCCUAUGGUAUUAGUCAAGCACAUCGAAUAUAUCGGAAUCUCAGUGCCAACAACAGAUAUCCAGCAACUUCUUACCUCUAUUUUCAACGACACAACUGGGCCAGCAGAGCGAAACAAGUUCUACAACCACCUCAAGAACUCGCGCCGUAUCCAGCCCAGUUUCCAUGUAACUCUGAUCCAUCGUGCAUUGAGCAAAGAGCAACCACAGAUCUGGGAACAAUAUACCGAUUUGUACAUCAGCCGAAUGAACGAGAGAGUUUCUCAGGGUUUACCAAUCAACCCACCAACAAAACUGGCCGAUGCCCGCGUACGCGUUGAGCGACUAGUAUGGAAUGACGAGAUUAUGGCCUUUGUCGUGCGCAUACUAGCCCCUGAGCGCAACAAUAACGACGACAAUUUACAAGAAAAACUUCCUUCGUCAUGGCCCUGCGUCAAUCCCGUCCCACACAUUACAGUAGGCACGGCAAAUCCAAACAUCAAGCCCAAACAGAGCAACGACUUGUUACAGAGGUGGCUCGAGGUCGGUUCCGGGAGCGACACGGGCAUUUGGGAGGCGGAGGUACCUGGUGUCAAGGUGCUGGAAGGUAGUGUUUUGCCUGUUAUGAUGAGGGGAAAAUAG